AUGAACAUCGCCCAUGAAGCACUGGCUAAAGAACUGUCGUGUCCCGUAUGCCUGGAGCUGUUCACCCCACCUGUGCUCGAACUGCCCUGUGGCCACAACUACUGCAAACAAUGCAUCGAGGCAACCCUCUUCUCUCAGAACUGCACCCAUGUGAACGGUCACUUCUUUUGCCCCAUGUGUAGAAAACUCACCUACCUGCGUGGAAAAGGGAUCGGCAUUUUAAAACGAAACAUUUUUGCAGAAAAUGUGCUGGACAAGUUUAAGCAAGAGUUGGAGAUUAUCUGCAGCAAGGAACUGAGCCAGCAAACUCAAAUGUGUGAGAAGCAUGAAGAGGAACUCAUGAAUCUGAUGUGCUUACACGAUGACACACCCAUAUGCAGCAUCUGCAAGCUAUUUGGAGACCACAAAUGUCACAACGUUGCUAAGCUCUCUGAUGUUUACCAACAAAGGAAGAAAUGUUUCACUGAAGAUAUGAAGUCUCUUCACAUGAGAAGUGAGAGCACAUCAGGAACCAUCCAGGAGAUUCAGAAGCUAAUAACUGACACAGUGUCUGCCUGCAAAGACACAAAGACUAUGAUCGACGCUGUAGGGGCUAGCCUGCUGACUGAACUGAAGUCUAAAAUUAAUAUGUUGAAGAUGAAAGUGGAGAGUGAGAGAGUCCAGAAGAUUGAGAAGCUGCAGGAGAUUUUAGCUGCUCUCCACGGUCCGACCCAGCUAUACCUACAGAUGAAGCGGUUACUGGACUCCCAUUUGAACCCUGUGCACUUCCUCAAGGAAGACAAGCAGCUUCGGGGAGAGGUAGCCAGAAUCGCCCAGCAGGAUGUCCUUCUCCAAAUCCCCAAGGAAGGCAGUAUCUCAGUCUCACAGUACUUCAAAGAACUGGUCAAGGGCAUCGAUAUGAAGGACUUUGUCUCCUCGGAGACAAACAACCUGCUGCUAAAGAGCGCAGAGGAGCAUAAUGCCUGGAUGUCAAGCUGCUCAAACCUAAAUGUUCCCUCGGCAGAGGCUCUGGAUGAGAUCAUCCACAAAAUUAUAUUGAGUUUGGGCUUUAAAAGCAAAGAGGCAGACACAAGUUAUGAUGAAUAUGACUCAUUCCUAUCCACCUCCAGUACAUCCAGCUGCCUCGAUACAGCCCAGGAGAUGGAGGUGCUGCCACUGGACAGGAUAGACAUAUAA
Molecule: messenger RNA, 1176 nt
Organism: Rhincodon typus (whale shark)
Lineage: Eukaryota; Metazoa; Chordata; Chondrichthyes; Orectolobiformes; Rhincodontidae
Product: tripartite motif-containing protein 54
Exons: 4
Coding region: 1-1176 (391 amino acids)
Molecular function (GO): zinc ion binding
Source: RefSeq, a predicted model, not a curated record